AUUCCCACCCACCUUACAGGCUAUUCAUUCUUCUCACCAGACUCAUAAAAGUCGACCUGUGAGAGCGCUGAUAAAAGCAAACCUACGAUCUCCACCUUCUCAUAUUUAUAUAUAUUUCUUUUUACAAAAAAAAAAUCAAGUUUGAAAAUGCGUGAGUGCAUCUCUGUCCAUGUUGGUCAAGCUGGAGUCCAGAUGGGCAAUGCCUGCUGGGAACUCUAUUGUCUUGAGCAUGGCAUCCAGCCGGAUGGGCAGAUGCCCAGCGACAAGACCAUUGGAGGAGGUGAUGACUCCUUCAACACCUUCUUCAGUGAGACAGGAGCCGGAAAGCAUGUCCCCAGGGCUGUGUUUAUAGACCUGGAGCCCACUGUCAUUGAUGAGGUGCGCACUGGGACAUACCGUCAGCUGUUCCACCCUGAGCAGCUCAUCACAGGAAAGGAAGAUGCUGCCAAUAACUACGCCCGUGGUCACUACACUAUUGGCAAGGAGCUCAUUGAUAUUGUUUUGGACAGAAUUCGCAAACUGGCUGACCAGUGCACAGGCCUCCAGGGUUUCCUGGUGUUCCACAGCUUUGGUGGUGGAACCGGUUCUGGCUUCACCUCUCUGCUGAUGGAGCGUCUGUCUGUCGACUAUGGCAAGAAGUCUAAGCUGGAGUUCUCCAUCUACCCUGCUCCUCAGGUCUCCACUGCUGUGGUAGAGCCUUACAACUCCAUCCUGACCACCCACACCACCCUAGAGCACUCUGACUGCGCCUUCAUGGUAGACAAUGAGGCCAUUUAUGAUAUUUGCCGUAGGAACCUUGACAUUGAGCGACCUACUUACACCAACCUCAACCGGCUUAUUGGCCAGAUUGUGUCCUCCAUCACAGCCUCUCUCAGGUUUGAUGGUGCCCUCAAUGUCGAUCUGACAGAGUUCCAGACCAACUUGGUGCCCUAUCCUCGUAUCCACUUCCCAUUGGCUACCUAUGCCCCAGUGAUCUCCGCUGAGAAAGCUUACCAUGAGCAGCUCUCUGUGGCUGAAAUCACUAAUGCUUGCUUUGAGCCAGCCAAUCAGUUGGUGAAAUGCGACCCACGUCACGGCAAGUACAUGGCUUGCUGUCUGCUGUAUCGUGGUGACGUGGUGCCCAAAGAUGUGAACGCUGCAAUCGCCACCAUCAAGACCAAGCGCACCAUCCAGUUUGUGGACUGGUGUCCCACUGGUUUCAAGGUUGGCAUCAACUACCAGCCUCCCACUGUGGUUCCAGGUGGUGAUCUGGCUAAAGUGCAGAGGGCCGUGUGCAUGCUGAGCAACACCACAGCCAUUGCUGAGGCCUGGGCUCGUCUCGACCAUAAGUUUGAUCUGAUGUACGCCAAGCGUGCCUUUGUGCACUGGUAUGUGGGUGAGGGUAUGGAGGAGGGCGAGUUCUCAGAGGCCAGAGAGGACAUGGCUGCCCUGGAGAAAGAUUACGAGGAGGUUGGGGCUGAUAGUGUGGAUGGAGAAGAUGAGGGUGAAGAAUAUUAGAAAAGCUUUUCACUUCCACUGCCCGUUUGAUUUCCUGUCGAUUGUCAUUUUCUUGUUUCUUUUCCUCAUUUUCCAGUUGUCAACUGGCUAAAAGGUCAAUCUUGAAUUAAAUAAAAAAAAUUAAUAUUUACAUGUUCUUCAUUUCUUGACUAAUGACCCUGUACUUCAACCACCUUUUAGUAAUGCUUUUUAAAAACUUUUAUGUAAUAUUUGUUUUUAUUGUCUAGUAAUUGCUUUGUUGCUUUGAUUUGAUUAGAGCUAAAUUUAAGACCAAGUGAGCUUAAUUUCUUUUAAUACUUAGUUCUUGCAGUGUUGAACAUAUCUUCUUUAUCAAAACAUAACUUGCUUAACCUGUAAAUCAACUAAAAUCCUCAAUGUUUAAGUUUUGGUCUGGAAUAUUCUUUCUGAUUUCCUUGGACUCAUGCAAUUUUGAGUGUAAUGUUAUCUGUCUGCUUUGUGUUGAAUGCAGAGGGCAGUAUUGCUUUACAAAUGGUUUUAGUCUCAGUGGUGCUCACUUUGGCUGAUGUGGAAUAGUGCAGCAGGUUGAGUAAGUGUCAAUUGACCAGUAAUUCUUGAAGGCUUUUUAUUGACCAUGCUUGACUGUUCAAGUGUUGACGACUUGCCACUUUAUCUGAGUGAAAUAUACUUCCCAUGUUUCAGAGUAAAAGGUGUUAGAAGAGGCCUGUGUACCACCCUAAUCCAAAUUGGGCGUGGUAUUCAAACCAUGUCAGGGGAGAAUAUGUCAAGCUGGUGGACAGAUGGAGUUUAAAUAUAUGUUCUUUGUUCCCCUUUGUUUGCCUCUCCUUAGACAAAAGAAGAUACAGCAUUGACAGACAUUUAGUGGUUAUGGGCUGUAAAUGUAGAAUACACUGCAGAUAAUGGAGAAUGUAAUGCAACAGCAUGCAUGUUCUAAUGCUAACAUUCAAAAGUAAAGAGAAUGACAGUUGUACAGUCAA
Messenger RNA from Carassius carassius (crucian carp), 2453 nucleotides. RefSeq names its product tubulin alpha-1A chain. Gene Ontology annotation, biological process: microtubule cytoskeleton organization; mitotic cell cycle. Bases 148 to 1497 code for a protein of 449 amino acids. Lineage: Eukaryota; Metazoa; Chordata; Actinopteri; Cypriniformes; Cyprinidae. Gene Ontology annotation, molecular function: structural constituent of cytoskeleton; GTP binding. The record is from RefSeq and is a predicted model, not a curated record. The transcript is spliced from 4 exons. Gene Ontology annotation, cellular component: microtubule; cytoplasm.